Molecule: messenger RNA, 1578 nt
Organism: Phytophthora infestans T30-4
Lineage: Eukaryota; Oomycota; Peronosporomycetes; Peronosporales; Peronosporaceae
Exons: 8
Coding region: 1-1578 (525 amino acids)
Biological process (GO): response to radiation; error-prone translesion synthesis
Cellular component (GO): replication fork; nucleus; site of double-strand break
Molecular function (GO): DNA-directed DNA polymerase activity; damaged DNA binding
Source: RefSeq, a predicted model, not a curated record
AUGCUCAACAGCUCGACGUCUCGGGUGAUCAUCCACCUGGACCUCGACUGCUUCUACGCGCAGGUGGAGCAGCGGCGUCUCCACAUACCGGAUGGCCAACCUGUUGCAGUGCAGCAGUGGGGGAGUCUGCUGGCCGUCAACUACGACGCGCGCAAAUUCGGCGUUGAGCGAGGGGACUUUAUCGACGACGCGAAAAAGAAAUGCCCACAGAUUCACCUGCCGCAUGUAGAUACGCUGGGUAAGAACUGCAAGCCAGGACAGCUUUUCGACCGCACGCAUCAAAAGGCCAUCCUGCGGAGGUAUCGCAUCGCAAGUCGCGAUAUCUUUGCUAUUCUUGGCUCCAUGGUGCCGAUCAUCGAGAAGGCAAGCAUCGAUGAGGCGUUCAUGGACGUCACCGAUAUGGCCAAGGAGAGAAUCGCACAGACGGUGUAUUUCUGUCAGGACCCUGCCAAUCACGACACGAAACGACUAUUGUGCAUUGGUGCUGUGAUCUCUCGAGAAAUCCGCCAGGCAAUCUACAAUAAGCUUGGCUACACUUGCUCAACAGGUAUUGCAGGUAACAAGCUCCUUGCCAAGCUGGCGUCUCCACUCAACAAGCCUAAUGGUCAAGUCGUGGUGGCGUCUCGGUUUGUCAUUGACCUCAUGAAAAGUUUGCCGAUGCGAAAGAUUCGAGGACUUGGCGGUAAACUUGGCAAGCAGCUUGAGACUGCCGGAGAGUCGUUCAAAAAGCUGUCAGCGCACACUUUCCUGCAGCGCUGCGGACUGAUAGAGUUGGCUAAACAUGUAGGACAAGAAACAGCUGCGUACGUUCACAGCAUUUGCCAGGGCAGCGACGACAAUGAACCGGUGGAAGAGAAGAAGGUUCAAGUGAAAAUUACUGGGGUGCGUCUGCUAUGCGAGGAGGUGGUCAUUCGUUGCGAGGACGAGCGUAUCGAGAACAAGCGCUUUCCGUCACAGCUGUCGAUCCAGUUCAUUCGUGCUAAGCCUGGAGAGAAACCGCGUUCGUACAAGUUAGGAAUCGGGCAGGACACGACGGUGGACGAGCUGUAUACUGCAGCAAUGAACGUGAUGAGACUACACGUGGGCAGCAUGUUCCCCAUGGCGACACUGAUCAUGAACGCCAAGAACUUCCACGAGCUUGACUCACAAGCUGUGGCCACCAUAUCGAGCUUCUUCACGCGAGAUGCUGGUCAAGCGGCGCCGGCAGAUCUGGCAGCCCAGCGCAUGGAGGAGGAAAUCAAGCAGUUCGCAACCAAACGGGACAGGGACAGAUCACCGACGCGGAAGAGCAGCAGACAGAAGAUAUUAACGUUCUUCGGGCCGCCAACCAGCAGCUUCAAUGGCAACGACACGGAGGCAAAUAUCACUCCCACCCAAGUAGAAGCUGGUCCUGCGUUCGAUCGCUUCUGCGAGGAGUGUAGGUGCGUCGUGUCGGAGCCUCGAGCCGAGCACGCCGACUUCCACUUCGCGCUGAAAAUCAGUCAGACGCAGCGCAACGAGGUGAUGGCGAGUGCGGCAGUAGCGAGGCAGAAGAAGAAGAAGAAGAAGGGGCCGUUAGAUGCAUUCCUUGGGAGGUAG